This is a messenger RNA of Leptopilina boulardi, 5982 nucleotides long. RefSeq names its product putative epidermal cell surface receptor (gene sas). NCBI's taxonomy places the organism in Eukaryota, Metazoa, Arthropoda, Insecta, Hymenoptera, Figitidae. Bases 523 to 5064 code for a protein of 1513 amino acids. The transcript has 13 exons. Gene Ontology annotation, molecular function: protein binding. The record is from RefSeq and is a predicted model, not a curated record.
GAGAGAGAAUUCCCUGGGCCCGGUUCGACCGUCGAAGGAGAGGAGGAAUGAAAGGCAGCAACAGCAGCAACCAGCAAACCAGCAGCAAUAACAACAGCAGCCAAGAAGGUAGAAUCCCGCUCACUGGCGCAUUUUACCUCGGGCCUCGGCACGGUCCGCAUUCGGAAACUCUCCCCUAUUUCAAACCUUCAGGAACGCAUACUUUCUCCAUUAUUUCAAUUUUUGUUUUUUCUUUUAGUGAUAAAUUGUGUUUUGUGUAAGGGCUGUUUUCUCCAUUUGAAAAAAAAUUAUUUUUUAAAAUCAAACGUAAAGAAAACAGUCCGAAGUAAUCAUCAGAAGUGUUGCUAGGGUAACAAAACGAACGCACGACUAGGCGCGAUUAUUCGCGCUGGUCGCGAGAAGAAGGCGAGUGUGUGUGUGUCUUUAUUCAAAGUGAACUUUAUGACCUGUGGUGAGUGCGACGACACAACAACGGCCAAGUGCUGAGGUGGUGUUUGUGCAUGAGAAUAAUGCGGUAGGAUCAUGAGGAUUCAGGAAAGAUGGUUUUUGAACGCAGUGGUGGCUGUUUGCUUCCUAGGCGCGGUUUUCUGUGCCACGGACGCGAACACAUGGACCACGACACCCGUCGACGACAAUAUUCCAGGAGUAGAACCACUACCAACUGUGCCAAUAUCAGAAAGUGACACCAUUGCAAGGGUGGUUGAAACUAAAAAUGAAUACCCCACCAAAGAUGCUGAUUCAAAAUUAUUAUCAAUCGAUAGCAAAAAGAAAGCUUUUGAUUUCAAGCCAAAAGUUGAGAUGAAAUAUCCAAAGCCCGCUAAGGAAGAAUCAUUAGUAACUGAACAGUACACUAAUACUGAAACAAUGGAAACAACAACGACAAUUUUUGAAACAACAUUUGAAACCACAACCGAGGAACAAGAAAUGAUUACAAUGAGCGAAAAAUUAAUUGAAAGCAACAAAACAGAUGCAAUUCCUAUUUUGGUUCAAGGUAUACCAAAUUUGGUACCGAAACUCAAUCCGGUUUCAAGUACCGAAAUUCCAUCGACAACAAAAAUUAUUUCAAUGUCCGAAACAACCACAAAAGAGGAAGAAAUAUCGACAACGAUGGAAACAACUUCUUCGAGAGCCAGAGCUCUUAACAUAUCUGCUCCUGAGCCGACAAAUUCCUUACAUGCAAACGUAACGGACCUCAGUGAUGUUAGCAUGGAUGCUGAUGAUAAAGAAGUCGAAGGUGGCGAGUACAUUGCUCCAGAGAACGACACAAGCAUAAAUAUUUUCCCAACAUUGAUACCAAUAAUUACCAUUUGCACGGAAGGUAAUAAAACGUUUGCAGUAGGGGAAAAAGUCACAAGAGGUUGCGAUGAAAAAUGUAUAUGUGGAGAAGAUGGAAAAAUUGUCGAUUGUAAACCAAUGUGUACAACUCCCUAUGUUCGUGCUGGAAAAGGAAUUCACGAUCCACUUUGCGAGGAGAAAAUGAUUCCAGAACAACCAUGUUGUGCAAUUAUGGUCUGCGCUGAAGAUUCAGCAACCGAACCAGAUGAAACAUGCAUUUUUGGUAAUAAAACUCUAACAAGAGGUCAAAGAGUUGAAGAUGGAUGUACGAGAAUUUGUAUUUGCGAAGAAGGAGGAUCACUAAAGUGUCAACCUAGAUGUCCACCGAACGACACAACUUCCGGUGUUACUCAGCACGAUCGUUGUGUGGCCUUAACGGAUCCAAGUGAUAAAUGCUGUACCAUCACUCUCUGUGACGUGACACUUGAGGAACAUGAACUAAAACCCGAAAAUCCAGCAGAACUUUCAGUCAACUUGACAGACGUGAAAGUCCUCAAUUCAACUGCUAUUAAACUGAUAUUGUCAACAAAAAAUCCCGAGAAUGUGACAAUUGAGCUCUCGGAAAACAAUCACGUCUGGAGACAAGUCAAACCUGACAAAGAGGGAAUUGUACAUGGAUUGGAACCAGCUCACAGCUAUUAUAUCCGAGUGAUUGAAAAUGGACGAGUGGGUCAUGCUCUUCAUGUCUCCUUAUUAGCAGAAGUGAUCAAGACAAAUGUCUCAGAAAAAGGUGACAAAAAGUCUUGCAACCAUAGAGGAAAGACAUACAAGAUUGGUGAAGAGUGGUAUGACGAGUGUAUCUCUUUAUGUUUCUGUAAUGCAAGUGCAGUGGCUGAAUGUUCAACAAUUCAGUGUCCCACUGAUUUUGGAUUAGAUGCUCUAGAUCCAAAUUGCAUAGAUUGGGAGACUGUUCCUCCUGAUUUUGAAGCUAAACCACCUCAUUGUUGUGCUCAGGAAGUAAGAUGCAGAAGCAAUGGAUCCUGCAACUAUGAGGGGCAGAAUUAUGAAAAUUUUAGCGAGCUUCCAUCAAAUGUAACAGGCUGUGAAAAAAGAUGUUUCUGCGAAAUAGGCAACGUCACCUGCUCACCUGCCUGUCCACCAGUAACUGCUCAACCACCAUCUAAUCUACCAUGUCCACCAUACGAGGCAAAAUUAACCCACUUACCAGGAGAUGAUUGCUGCAUGCAAUGGAUUUGCAGUGAAGCACCAGGAGAGAACAUGACGUCCGCGAAUCUUGGCUCUUUAGCCCCAGACGCGAUCAGUCGCCCCAAGCUUGACGAUAGCAAAAAAUCAAAUAACAAGUCGGAAAUGUCCAGGCCUAUCCAGGAACCAGAGCGCGGCAUCUACCCCUGGCAAUCACCCAAAAAGACACAAAAUUCAAAACCAGAGCACGAAAUCUUCCAUUAUCCAAUGGAUCCAGGACAUCCAACAAUACCCUACAAUGGUCCCUACAAUCCUGAUUACAAACCCACUGAUCCCAGCGUUGAGGAACUCUUUGAUCUUUAUCCCCAUUCUGAAAAGACUGCACCACCCCUUAAGGAAAAAUCCAAACCCAAAUCAGAUUCCAAAAAACCUGUCGAUCCCGUAAAACCCCACAAGGACACCGUCGAACAAUUCCUCGGUCCAUUUGCUCCCGACAAGUUCCCAGUUAAUAAACGACCAAAAGAAGAACACCCCGAAGAACCACAAUUCAUUCCACUUGAUACUCACGAUCAUUCAGGACCAGUAUUCGACUUUAGUCCAACAAACGGUGAAAAUAUUCCACCCGAUCAUUUUAAUUCUCAAUUUGAAAAUCCCGCUGUUGGUCCUCCUUAUCGUGGACCGGGAAAAAUUGAACACAACGAUCCUAAUUUGGUGAUAGCACCACCCAAGAAGAAAGACUCAUCAAAUGAUGUGAAAUCCAAACCCACUGGAACGGGAAUUAAACCAAAUCAAAAGAAUCAAGUUCCCAAUAAUUCAGACGAUGAACAAUAUCAUCCUUUUAUUCACACACUCUCUCAACAUCCAGGAUUGAUUCAAUUGGAUCAUGGUCCUCCAACGGGACAUCAAGGUCUCUAUGAUCUUCAUCAAAAGAUCGUAGGACAGAAAAAUCCACCUGUUAAUCAAAUUCCACCGUACUUUAAUGGUAAUAAUGAUCCAUUACCUCCUAAGAAAGGAAUUAAAUCUCAAAUAUUUACACAAAAAAAUGAAAAUGGUGAAACUACUUAUCAUAUUCACACCUCGGAAAUUCCCAAUUCACCACAACAAAUUGAGGAAUUAUUAUUGUCACACAUUUCUCAAAAUCCAAAUAUUGGUCCUUUCCAACAUUAUCCAGCUCAACAGGGUAUUCCACACAAUGUUGCUGGACACAAUUCACCUUCCUUGCCAAUUCAUCCCGAUGAACAUAUUCCACAGUCUGGACUCACGCACUUGAACCAUCCGUUUGCCGCACAAACACCAAACCAGUCAGGACUUGAACAUGGACAUCAUCAAGUCUAUCCAAUAUCUGGAGCACCACCAGGUUUCACUGGUCCAGGUGGUCAACAAGAUGAAGUCAGCGUUCAAGCUUUAGAAGCUUUGGAUGAGCACACUGUUCGUUUAGUUUUUACUGUACCUGGUGUUCUUGUAGGACUACACGGAAGAGUUGAACUUCGUUACACCAGCGAUAAGACUAACUUUGAGCCAGCAACAUGGAAAUCGCAAGAGUUUGCACCACCAGAUGAUUUGAUAGCCACUCAACAAUUGGAAUUUGAAUUGGGCGACUUGAAACCAUCGACUGUUUAUAAAGUGAAAAUUAUCGUCAAACUUCAACAGCUAAGCAAUACUCCAAUGAGUAAAAUUUAUACUGUCAAAACACUUGAUAAACUUCCAGAAGUUUCAACAUUACCGCCACAAAUUCCAAUCGAUGCUGAACUGAGAAUUCAAGAAAUUAAUUCAACUUGGGUCAAUGUGAAUUGGAAGAUUCUCUCUGAUUAUGAACUUCAAUUCAUUGAUGGAAUUCAAUUGAGAUAUAAAGAACCAGAUAGUAAGAUUUAUAUCACCACUCCAAUGAUCCAUCGAAAGGUGACUAAUUUCGAAAUUGAAAAUUUGAAACCUUCAACCAACUAUGAGGUGCAAAUUAUAUUUAUACCCUUCCCUGGACAAACGACUGAAUUGAUCAGCGAUAAAAAGACUCACUUUACAACAUACCAAGAGCCAGAUCCCUAUGCAUUCAAUAUUCGAGUUGAAAUCAACAAUAUUAAAUCAAGAGAUGUGGAAGUUUCUUGGAAUGGAGUUCCUUAUCCUGAAGACAAGUACGUCAAUAUUUACAGGGCUAUUUAUCAAAGUGACAGUGGAAAAGAAGACACAAGUGUCUUUAAAAUAGCGAAAAGAGAUUCACCAGCAAAAACAAUUGUCAGUGAACUUAAACCUGGAACAAGAUAUCGAUUAUGGAUUGAAGUCUAUUUGACAAAUGGAAAAAUUAAAAAGAGUAACGUUCAAGAUUUUAUCACAAAAGCUGGCGUUCCACUUCCUUCUGGUGUUUCUGGAAAAUUGGCAUCAAUUCCACUUCACGAAGGUGAUUAUUAUGGACCAUUGGUGAUUGUUGCGAUAGUUGCAUCAUUGGCUGUUUUAUCAACUCUCAUUUUAUUGAUGAUGCUGAUGAAAAGGAGAACUAGCAGCAAGGCUGAUAUUUCACCUCGUAAAACAACAUCAGCCUAUGACAACCCUUCCUACAAGGUAGAAUUGCAACAAGAAACUAUGGACUUGUGAGGACACAGUAACAGUAAGCAACGGGCGGAAUAAUAAACCAGCAGCAGAACACGAAAUGUCCACCAUGAACUCAAGUGCCAAUGCUAAGGAGAAUGCAUAAAUCGCCUAACUUAUUGCCUCAUGUCUAAUAUAAUAAGUAUAUAUUAGAUAUUUCUUAUAAUUAACUCCGUCCAUAAAUUCAUCUCAUGAGAUGUAUUUUACAAAAAAAAUAUAUAUAUAUAUAUAUUUGAUUGAAAUUCGAUGAUAAUCGAAAUAAUCGAAGAUUCAAAUAAUUCAAUUUGAUAAAAUCAAAGAUCACAUCAAUCGUAUUUGAAUCUAAGUCUGAAAAUGUUGUGUUGUAUGAAAGUCUGUAAAUAGAAUCCAUCUUGCAAUAUUUAAGUUUACAUAUGAAAAACUUAUAUUUUAGAUGAAAAAAAAAAGUAUUCGUUUCGCAUUAUAUAUUAUUAAAAUUUACAUAUUAAGUAAAACAAAAUAUACAUCUAUAUAAGUAAAAUUACUAGGCUAAAUUUCAUAAAUCUGAAAAAUCAUAUUAAAUGUAAGCAAAUUUAUAUAUACAUAUAGUUUUAUAAGCAAUAUUAUAUUACAAUAAGCAAAAAAAAAAAAAAAAAACAAUGUAUGAGAGUAGAAACUAAUGUUCGAUUUUAAAAUGAAAAAUACUCCACAAAAAUUGACAGAAAUUUAUAUAAUCAUGUUUAUUUUUUUUUAAAUUGGUUGUGCCUUCAAUGAAACUUUCAUUGUGACUAUAGAAUUUUUUUUUUUAUAUUUUAGUUUAUGCCGAUGUUAUUAUUAACGAAUAUUUUAUACAUAUUCUAGUGAUUAAGGACGUUCAAUCCAAUAUCGCCUGAUCAAAUUUUUGUACAGCUAUUUAGGUGUAUAUUUAGAUUUUAAGAAUCUAAUAAAAACCAGUUUAAGAAUAAA